UUAUAAUCAGAUGAGAAAUGAAAAUGAGAAUUCAUCAGACAAUGAUUUAGACAUUUGUGGUAUUUCGCGCUCCCAUUCCUAAACUAAGUUGCCAAUCCAAUCUAAUAAUGAUAAAGAAAGUACUUAAACAAAUGAAAAUGUAUUUGUUAUUUAAAUUUUAGACUGAUAAAAAAAAUUUAUCAAGUAAAGAUAAGGAAGACCUUCAAAGUUCUAUUUCAUUGAAUGAUUUAAAUAUCUUAGGUCUCAAAGAUUUUUAUUUGGGAUCAGGUAAUAAUCAUGCGGAAAUUAAAACAAAAAUAAAUUAGGAAAACUAUGAAAGUCCAUUGUUUGAUUUUCAAUAAAAUGAAUAGUUUAACACUACAUUAGAUCAAUUAGGUUUAAAAUUAAACGAAGUGAUUGGACAUUAUCUAAGUGAACUCACUUCUCAACCUAGAUUAUCGUUGGAUUCGUUUUCAUUAUAAAAUAGUGAAAAUUUAGAUGAAGAAUAACAAUAAUAAAUUCUAGAUUCUGAAUUGAAUGCACUUAGAUAACGUAUUUAUAAAGUAAAGACUUCUAUGUAUUAUUUAAAGCAAAUUGUAGACAAAAUAAACCUUUCUGUUAUAUAAUCUGUUUAGUCGUUUGGUUCAUCAUGCCAAUUGAAUUCAUAAUCUAAUAUCAUUUCAACAGCCUUUUCUAAAGAACUUAUUAAUAGUACAACUUUUAUUUCCUAAAUUUCACAAAAAUCUAUGUGUCAUUCCAUAUUUGAGCUACAGUCACAGCUUCAUCAAAGUAUUCAUAGCAUUCAUUCAAAAAUAAACAAAAAGACUGAAGAAUCAGUCAAUAAUCUUCCUGAAAGUGAAGCAUCUAAGGAGGAUUUAUAAAAUAAACUUAAAAUUUCAUUAAAUUUAAAUUAUUAACAAUAAUAAGUUAAUAAUUAAUUAAAAGAAGAACUGUCAAAAUUAGAAGUAUGUAUUUUUCAAUCAUUUUUAAGAAAAAGAAUUAAAUUUCAGAACACACAGAAGAAAUACUAAAUAAUAAUUUAUUAAUUGAAAAUUAAAAAUUGAAAGAGGAAAACGAAAAAUUGAUUGAGUUCAUUUAAAAAAUUUGUGAUAAAUGCAAGACACUUCCCAAGAAUUUUUGA
Molecule: messenger RNA, 1120 nt
Organism: Paramecium sonneborni
Lineage: Eukaryota; Ciliophora; Oligohymenophorea; Peniculida; Parameciidae
Source: the annotation of a GenBank genome assembly